AUCCCAUCCCAUCCCAUCCCAUCCCAUUUCUCUCUCUCUCUCUCUCUCUCUCUCUCUCUCUCUCUCGAUCUGCUCUCUAAACUUCUCUCUCUCUCUCUAGAAAUCAUUCUCAUCAAGAAGGGCCCCUUUCUUGUUGUCAAUCAGUUGGAGUGGGAAAUGGACGUGUACGAAGGCAGCUAUUGCAACUCUAACAAUUCGAUGCAGUUAAGUGAUGAUCAAGAAGAUAUUCAAGAUCAGAUGGCGAUGAGGAGAGGUCCAUGGACUGUUGAAGAAGACUUAAUGCUCAUGAAUUACGUUGCUAAUCAUGGUGAAGGCCGCUGGAACUCCCUCGCUCGCUGUGCAGGUCUAAAGCGAACAGGAAAAAGUUGCAGAUUGAGGUGGCUGAAUUACUUACGUCCGGAUGUUCGACGUGGGAAUAUUACUCUCGAGGAGCAACUUUUGAUUCUCGACCUUCAUUCUCGUUGGGGCAAUCGGUGGUCAAAAAUUGCUCAAUAUUUACCGGGAAGGACUGAUAAUGAGAUCAAGAACUACUGGCGAACACGGGUUCAAAAGCACGCAAAACAGCUCAAAUGUGACGUUAACAGCAAGCAAUUCAAGGACACCAUGCGCUAUCUCUGGAUGCCAAGAUUGGUGGAGAGAAUUCAAGCAGCUUCGGCCGCCUCCGCCUCCGCCUCCUCCUCCUCCACCACCACCACCACCGGCCAAGUCAUUCCGCCACCGGCCAUUUAUGCCGGAGAAUUCGGCGGUGCGCAGGUUAAUACAAGUUACACUCCGGAGAAUUCUAGCACGGGGGCGUCUUCGGACUCGUUUGGUGGGCAGGUUUCACCGGCUUCAGAUUUGACUGAUUAUUACUCCAAUUACCCGGUGAAUAGUAACUAUAAUACUAAUAAUAAUGCUAAUCAGCAUUAUUACCAAGUAAAUCAGGGUACUUAUUGUGAUUCCCUAACCAGCCCCUCUGGUUACUUUAACCCUGGUUUAGAAUUCCAAGCCGUGGAGCAGAACAGCCAGUUGUUUGACGCUGGGGACAUAUCCGACAAUUUGUGGAAUGUUGAGGACAUUUUGUUCUUACAGCAGCAGCUCAACAGCAUGUAGACAGCACAGACUUGCAAAAUACUAGGAAAAAUUAUUGGGUGCUCCUCGGAUACUGUCACGUGGUGCCGAUCACAACGCUUCACAAUUGCUCACUUACGUAAACCUACAAUUUAGAUAUACAAGUAAUGCGUAAAUGAACGAUUGUGAAAUAGGUUAGAGCACCACUUGCCAGUGCCCAAGGAGUUAACACUGAAUAAUUACUCGCGCAUUUGUUGUGUAUUACCACCAUACUUGUACUAGCUAUAUUUUCUUGAUUGGAAAUUUUAUUUCUGAGAGAAGGUUAAACUUGUAAUUUUUAGAUUCAUUGAGAAUUGUCUUUUGUACUGGUCAUGUUUACUGUGGAUGGUACUAAAGAAGAAAGCUUAAUUAUUAUAUAUAUUCUUUCUUUUUUCUUUUAA
Molecule: messenger RNA, 1490 nt
Organism: Rhododendron vialii
Lineage: Eukaryota; Viridiplantae; Streptophyta; Magnoliopsida; Ericales; Ericaceae
Product: transcription factor MYB108-like
Exons: 3
Coding region: 157-1092 (311 amino acids)
Biological process (GO): regulation of DNA-templated transcription
Cellular component (GO): nucleus
Molecular function (GO): DNA-binding transcription factor activity; sequence-specific DNA binding
Source: RefSeq, a predicted model, not a curated record